CUCCCACCUGCAUCAUGUUUCUCUGAGCUCUGAUUGGCCACAGAUGUGGGACACAGGUGGAGAGGGACAGGGGGGGGUCCAUGAAUAUAAGUCCCAGGUGAGACCGGCCAAUAACCCCCCAGCUCUCACCUGCACGGCGCACCUGUACUGAGGGAACACAGACUGAUCAUACAUGUCCUCCGAAGAGAAAGCCCCCGAGUCCUGGCCCCCAAGGGUCCAUCUCAAAAGUCCUCCCUAUACCUACCCAACCAGCCUGGACUUCCCUGGCCCUCCAGUGCCUGCCAGUCGCAAGCUGCUUAUAAUGACAGUUGGAGCAGUCAGUGCACUGGCCAUUAGCGUCUUAGGAGUUCUGCUGGCCACUUACCUUGGGAGAGCUUCUUGCAGUCAGAGAGAGGCAUCUACUUACCUGCCACCACAGCUCAAUGUGCAGAAUGAGGCGUCUCUUCUCCUGGCACUCAGUGACCUCACAGAUCAGGGUUCAACCCCGGGCAUCACCUGCGAUAUUAAAAACCACCUGAUGGUUUAUCAUGGACAGCCGGAGGGAUGUGUGGCACGCAAGAUGGAAUCCACCGAAGCCCUGCCAUCUUGUCAGGAUCUGGAGAUCUACUUUCAGGCUGUGCUGAGGAACGUCACCCUGGGUCUGUCACUGGAUGUACAAGUGGUUGCCGUGGGCACGUUAGGGAGCCUGGCCACUCUGCUGUGCAAUAACAAGCCCACCUACCUGGUGACCACUCUGCCAGCUCCGGGUAAGUUCCAGGAGAGCCUCACCGCCUGAUCUCUGUACAGAUGCCCAUUACCCUGCCAGACACCGGAUGCCAGCCCCACCCCCCACGGAACCCUCCAUCCUACCUGCA
Messenger RNA from Xenopus laevis (African clawed frog), 854 nucleotides. RefSeq lists its product as uncharacterized. The record is from RefSeq and is a predicted model, not a curated record. The transcript is spliced from 6 exons. The coding region runs from base 173 to 775 and encodes 200 amino acids. NCBI's taxonomy places the organism in Eukaryota, Metazoa, Chordata, Amphibia, Anura, Pipidae.